Molecule: messenger RNA, 1884 nt
Organism: Peronospora farinosa
Lineage: Eukaryota; Oomycota; Peronosporomycetes; Peronosporales; Peronosporaceae
Source: the annotation of a GenBank genome assembly
AUGGUGAACCUCACGCCCAACGCUGUGUCGAUGAUUUAUAACAACCAGACGCCUGACGGCUUUGAGCCGUGGCUACAGAUCAUCGACACCAAGAAGAUAAAACCGGCUAGUGGUGCAGGCGGCGACCGAUAUCGCAUUGUUCUGUCCGAUGGCACGUCUUAUAUUAGCGGAAUGCUAGCGACGCAGCUGGCACCGAUGAUGGAAAACGAAAGUCUGAAGACGAAUUACGUGCUGCAGCUCAAGGAUUUCUUGCGCAAUGAAGUACAGGGUCGUAGGAUCCUCAUUGUACUCAGCAUCGGCGACAUCGUGCCCGCCUUUGACCGCAUUGGCUCCCCUAUGAACAUCGAAGGCGCCAAGGGCCCGUCUGUUCCACCUGCUCCUGCAGCUAAUGCUCCACCCCUGGCAGCUCUUGGAGCGAGGCCCACCGCGGUGCAAACUGCCUACCAGCAGCCACAAGCUUGUGUUAGCCAGUACAAGCAGCCUUCUUCUGCUCCGUCGAGCUACGUGCCGCCUAAGUCUGCCGUAUCGGCAUACAACCGCGGUCCUGUCGUACGUCAGGACCCAAAUAUUCGGCUUUCAGAUAUUCAAAGCUUGAACCCUUAUGCUGGCGGACGAUGGACCAUUAAGGCUCGAGUAACGACCCGUGCCCCGAUAAAGAACUGGAGCAAUGCGCGCGGCUCCGGCAAGCUAUUCAGUGUUGAUUUGUUAGACGCAAAGGGUGGUGAGAUACGUGCCACUUUCUUUAAAGACGGCGUGGACAAGUUUUACGAAAUGCUGCGUCCAGGUGGUGUCUUCUACUUUUCUGGUGGCAAGAUAAAGAUGGCCAAUCGCCGCUUCUCCUCGGUUGACAACGACUAUGAGGUGACAUUUGACACGCAUUCAGAAAUAUCUCCAGCCCCAGAGGACGGACAAAUUUCACAAAUGCAAUACUUCUUUAAGAAAAUCGCUGAAAUCGAAAACGUGCCUGCCGACACGAAUGUGGACGUCAUUGGUAUCGUGCGUGACGUGGGCCAAGUUAAUGAAAUCACGUCAAAGGCCGGCAAGCAGCUGUUCAAACGCGAUAUUUCGCUCGUUGACGACUCCAACGCUGAGAUUAAGUGCACAAUGUGGAAUGAGCGUGCUCAGGAGGAUUGUUCUAGCUGGUUGAACCAAGUUCUGGCUAUAAAAGGCUGCCGUGUGAGUGAGUACAACGGUCGAUCGAUCGGCACUGUGAUGAGCUCAAAUUUUACUGUCAACCCUACCAUUCCUGAAGCAGGCCACCUUGUCACUUGGUUCUCAAACGGUGGCAGUGCUACCCAAACCAAGUCUUUGAGCUCCGGUGGCGGUGGCUUUGGCGGUGGUUCACUUGGCACCUUUGCCGAACGUGCAGUCAUCAACGAUAUUAAGGGCAAGCAGCUCGGUUUCGGCCAGAAGCCCGAUUACAUCACAGUGAAGGGAACGGUGAGUUUCAUUAAGCACGACACUGGUAUGUACUACCAGGCGUGCCCAAAAUGCCAGAAGAAGGUUGUGGCUGACGUGGCACAAAACUACACGUGUGAGAAAUGCCAAACUUCCUACAACACUUGCGAGAACCGCUAUAUUCUUUCGGUCAUGAUGCUGGACCACACAGGCAGCACAUGGACGACGUGCUUCAAUGACCAAGGUAAGGUGGUGAUGAACGGCCGUACCGCCGAUGAGAUCGGUGAACUUCGUGACACGAACCUGGCACGGUUUGAGUCGACUUUCAAGGAAGCGCUGUUCAAGCAAUACGUAUGCCGACUUCGUGUGAAAGCUGAAAAUGUACAAGAGGAACUUCGAGUCAAGGCGGGUGUUGUGAGCCUGGAGCCUCUCAACUUCGUGCAAGAGUCUAAGGACUUACUACAAGCAAUCGCCCAGUACAAUUAA